This is a messenger RNA of Babesia ovata, 1074 nucleotides long. RefSeq lists its product as uncharacterized. The transcript has a single exon. NCBI's taxonomy places the organism in Eukaryota, Apicomplexa, Aconoidasida, Piroplasmida, Babesiidae. The record is from RefSeq and is a predicted model, not a curated record. The coding region runs from base 1 to 1074 and encodes 357 amino acids.
AUGGACUUUGCGUGGGAAGCUGAUGGGAAGAAUUGCGCUAAGACAUUUUUCACCCUUCUCAACAUCGUCUACGAAGACAUGGCCACGCUGAAGAAGAGGUGCGAGGACGCCACGAAAUACGGCUGGAAGAACAAGAAAAUAUGCAAGACGCAGAAGGGCACAGGAAAUUCACUCGGCGCUUUCUUCGAGAGGUGCGGCUACAGGAUCCCCAGUGAGGACAACGGCAAGCAGGACGCCGAGCUGCAGUGCAAGGAAAGUAUGAAGGGAUCAGAUCUGCUGGUAAAAUUGGCUGAAUCAUUAACCGAUACGUAUAAUAACGCACAUCUUAAUACGUGCGUAAAAGAAAAGCACCAUGAAGGUCAAAAAGCAAAAACAUUAUAUGAUCUCUUCGACCUUCUCGAUUGCCUGCUCAGCCACUUCAACGAGUACAAUGAAGUCUGUCACUACUCUACAUUAUCCGCAACUAAAUCACCGUGUAGCAUAUUCGAAAUUCUAGUUUGGAUGUCAGGGCUCCCGCAUCAUCCCGUAUUUACAGAUAUGCGUGACGUGGCCGUGACAGACUUAUUCGAGGACCCAAAGAAGAAGAUGAAAGAAGUAAUUGACGGCGUUGAAAUGGAAGUAACAGACAUGAGCACCGUGCCCAUAAAAGCACACCCGAACAGCAUAACAUUCAAUCAUACGCAAGCCGCAGUGACGCAUAUGUGCUCACAGGCGUACGAUCUUCUCGUUUGCAUCCUCGGCACCGGGGACGCCGAGACCAUUUACGGUGUUGACUUCUGCACCAACUCACUUAAGUUGAAAUACCCUAAUAGAGGUGCCGAUUGCCUUCAGAUGUUCCUUGAAAUUCUCCGUAGACUGUUGCCAACACUCAGAUAUCUGGAAACCAUGUGCAGCUAUCCCGCUAGCAUCGGCGGUUGGUCACAGUGCCGUUACGGCAAAGAUGUGAAGCCAGCCAAAUGGCCGUGUGACGAGCAUCCUAAGCCCGAACCAAGAGGCCAACCAAAGGGCCAGGCAACGUGCCAGGCAAACACCGAACCAAACUGCCAACCAAAAUCCCUCUACAAAGCUACUUAA